AUGAGAACAGUCUUCGUAGUUUUGACACUUUUUUCUUCUCUUCUUGGAAUCAUUGGGGUCCUUCUCAACUUUCUCGUUUGUCUUGUCUACUUCACAAACACCAGGUUCUUAGAUGCUCCCAAUCUCUUCAUCCUAAACAUCACCCUCGGCGACCUACUGUACUCAUUGGUCGCCUGUCCAAUGCUGGCGGCAUCAAACGCCAGAGGUGAGUGGCUAUUCGGAGACGCAGGUUGCACUGCGUCUGGUUUCCUCGCCACGUUUUUCGCUCUUGGAGCCAUGAUGAACCUAGUCGGUGCAGCAUACGAACGUUACACCACAAUCUGCAAGCUAUUUGACGAUGGCGAAGCUCAGUUUAGUCGAAGAAAAGCUUUGCUUCUCAUCGGGUUUUUCUGGUGCUACUCUUUCUUCUGGAGCGUCCUUCCCGUCCUUGGAUGGUCGAGCUAUGUUCAGGAAGGAGUUGGAACCAGCUGCUCUAUAGAUUGGAAGUCAGGAGGAGUGGGGAAUGUUUCCUACGCCGCAUGGUUGACUCUCUCUUGCUAUGUAGUUCCAGUUGCCGUCAUCGUCUUCUGCUUCUACAAAACGCACAGAACGGUUCAAAAGUUGAGCGAGCGAGCACGGGAGCACUGGGGAGAGAACUCCAUUGCUACUCAAGAAACUAUCGCAGCCGAGAACAAAAUGGCCCGGAUAGCUUUUGUCAUGACAACGGCUUUUAUAAUUGCUUGGACGCCUUACGCCGUCACCUCAACUGUAGCAAUGUACAAUCCAAAUCUGAUCAGCGAUAUAGGCGCGUCGAUUCCAGCCUACUUCGCCAAAUUUUCAGCAUGCUAUAAUCCUUUCAUUUACUUGUUUAUGUAUAGGAAACUUCGGAAAGCCAUGAAGAAAGUGCUCUACUGUGGGAGGCGGACAUAAAUUCACCCGAUUAGAGCCAAUGGAUGAAAACAUCAAAUAUGACCUCUUCGUUUUCCCGCCAAAAAAAAUCCUAAUAUGGAGAAACCGCUCGAAGAGAACGAACAUGAUGUGAUCUGCCGAAAUACAAAUUUAGGUGAAGAUAUGAUCCAGGGGCACCCAACGAGAAUAUAGUUCAAAACCACUUAAACAUAGCAUUGUUAAACGUAUUUUAGUAUUUAAACGGUAGAUAUAGGCAUAUUUUGAUCCCCUAAAAAUUUUUCAUCUGUUCGGAUUCUAUAGCUGAAAGUUUGCUGAUCCGAAAAAUUGUAGGGAUCGGAUCAAAACUGACCUUUUCGAAAAUUUCAGCCAGAAAAUAGGCUCCAGAAAAUUCUAGGUGACCUUUUUAGGGAAAACAUCCAUUAAAAAUGGGCAUUUAUACCAGUUUUUUGGUGUUCGAAAACCCUAGGAGAGGCAGGCAAGCAAGAAAUUUUACAACAAAUGUUCCGAAAAUUCUAGAUCUGAAAUCGUCUUCCGAACAGAUAUUUUCCUAAAAUUGACGUUGGAUGCCCCUGAUGAUCGUUGCAGUGGUAAUUGCAAUUCGGCCUCAACGGGAUUCGAACCAUCGCUGUUGUUCCUGAUAUCACCAAUCAAUGGUGUUUUAAUACAGACAGUGGCCGGACUGAUUAGUGGAGUUGUAUUUCUAGACCUUUUAAGAACGCCUUUGAUAUAGACGAUAUAGUAGAUCACGAGCUUCUAGUGACAAAAUUGGAGUAUAUUGGAGUUCGUGGCCGCCCGUUAUCGGAAUGGUUUAAAUCCUAUCACGUUGUAUAUAUAAACGGAGUACUCUCUGAGAAAUCCAUUUUAAAAUGUGGUGUUCCCAAGGGUUCAAUACUUUGGCCACUUUUAUUUCUAAUAAAUACAAAUGAUCUUAGUAAUAUAAUGGAUUAUGCUGCCACAUGAAUGUACGCAGAUGAUACUAAUUUGACUUUCACUGCUCUCAGAUUCCCUGAACUACAUAGAUUUCCGAUACCUCCAAAAUUGGCUGAUAGCAAACAGGCUUACUUUAAAAUCGGAAUACUGUACGCAUGUUAGUUGGUUCAAGCCAAAGAAUAACGACUGUUACACAAGGUAGCCUGUGAACAGCAGACGUAUCUCCGGUCCGUCGCUUCUCUCCCUCCGAAAAAUAGCACGUUAUUUUUCGGAGGGAGAGAAGCGACGACGGGAAAUACGUCUGCUGUUCGCAGGCUAUACACAAGAGGUAAGGGCUCGAUCUUUCUAUAAACGGGAUUUUGCUUUAAAAGCGUAGGCAGUAGCAAAUGUCUAGGUGUAGAAAUUGGCCAGUUUUUUACAUUGGUGUUCUUAUAUUACUAGUGUCUCAAAAAAGUAUCUUCUGGUAAUUAGGAGUCUUAAACACGUUUAGGCCUUUUGUUUCAGUUUCAAAUUUAACGAGUGUUUAUCAGUCAUUUGUUGAACCAUACUUUUGUUAUUGCAGUAUUGCAGUAUUGUGUGGUUCGGUCUGACACCCAGUGGAUUCUUAUACAAGCUGUUACAAAUAAAAGUCCGAGGAAACUUCUUUAAAGUCAUAAAUACUCAAACUCUACCUGUUCUAUUAGGAUUGGAAAUAACCAAAAACUACCUUUCAAUACACUAGAGGUGUGCGUCAAGGCUUCCUUUUAUGUCCUCUUCUCUUUAACCUAUACGUUAAUGAUUUAGCUUUUUCAUUCAACAAUAUUUUAUCUGAUCCAUUUGUACCACUAAAUGGCACCUUUUUACCGAUACAGCGGACAUAUUAAAUUAAUUCCAUCUGAGGAGUAUUAUAGGAUGCUCAGGGGGCAUGAGCACAUUUCGGGCGUGGUCAAUCACGUGACCUGGUACUGGAUUUCCCCUUUCAAGUUAUUUUUUUUCAGGUUAGUUUACCUUACCAUCUAUUAUUCCUGGAGGAUGUCGUUAACAAUGGUUUUUGGAAAAUUUGCCUAAAAAUCACUAAUGACUUGGAACAGGCAAUAAUCUACUUGAGCAACAAGAACUCCUUCAAAAUCAGCAAAACAACAAUUUUGCUCGUGCAUCACAUUUCUUUGUACAUUUCUUCUCCCUCAAUGUAGGUUUACGACGUGAAAAUGCCAACGUUUACUUUUAAUUUUAUGGAGAACGAAAGCAAGCUAUCGAUGAAAUUAUACAAUCUUUCUCUUUUUGAACUUGGAUAUGGUUUCUAGGAAUUCACUUGCAUGAGGUUCCACCUUCAUUUGAGGUGAGUUUGAAAAAUCGCGAUAAAAAUGGAAAGAACGAGAAUUCACUUGACGUUUUCGCAGCUGCAGUCGCUGUCCUCGGAUCUUAAAGUCCCCAUUUUUAAAUUAAAAGCUGCUCAAGGGAUUUAAUGGCUACUCGUGGAGCACUGUAAAAGCCGCAGAAUUGAGUGCUAAAUUACAGUAUACUAUAAAGACCUGAUAAAAUCUCAAGAAAUCGCAAUUAGAUAAAUCCUUAAUCGGUUACAUUAACUUAAUUUGACAUUAAGAAUAGAACAACCCUAGGCCAGUUGCUUUCAGCGGUGUCUUUUGAGCAAGGAGUGGUUUAGAAAACAUGCUGCUUUUUAUAUGCAAAGACUGUAUUAAUGUGAGAUUCUCCGCUAGUAGAUAGAUUUUUCAUUGUGACAGAUUCAAUUCUAUAAUAAUGCCAAAAAUCGAAUCUAUCUGAGCUACCACACAAGACUGAUUCAUCAUAAAAAAAGGUUUCAAUUAUUCUGAAAAGUGCCGCUCGGUCAGUUUGUUUAUCUAAUCACAUCAGGUUUGACUGAGAAUUCUUCCUUUUUCUCAGGAAGGAAGCAAGUCCUUGAAUUGUAAGCAAGGCUUAACAGACCAAUCAGACCAAUCACUUUAAGGACGAAAUGAUUACAAGUUUUAAAUGUUUUUUUGUGCGGCUAGCUUUUGCCACAAUGAAUCAUCUUCAUGCUAUACAAAUGGACCGAACUCGAAUGCAAAUUUAUCCGUCUUUCUUAAAGCCGUGCGGAAAUUAUUUUCUGAGGUCAUUUCGACUUCGUCGGGUUGAAGUAGAGUCAAUCGACAUCACCUGUCUCGAUUCGCUUCCAGUGUUUCUCAAGACGUUUUUUUUUUGCGUUUCUUGGUAUGGCACUGCAAAGCGGCUAAAUGCACAGGGGUAAGAUUGAUCGGGAAGAAAGAAAUAGUUUUUAAAGGAAUUUUAAGCACCUGAUGUUUUUGAAAACAUGCAGUGGCUGACAUUCAACAGCGAGUAAGUACUAAUCAAAGCACGAGUUCAUUUUUUGUAGGCUUUUUUAGCCUAAAGUUUCUCUUAAUGAUAUUGCACCGCUGAUUCGGUUUUAUCAGCAGCGUCUCAGACUAGAUUGAAAUUAAACUACUACUUUUCCUAGAGGUCGCAUAUGGGAAGGCAGGUUCUUAUAUCCACGAAAGAAUCUUUUCGGCAGGGUAGUGAAUGGGAGUACUUAAGUGUGAAAAAAAAAAUUCGGUAUCGCUUGUGCGAGAGAGCAAGCUCUCGAUUUGGGAAUAUCGUGAGAGGCCUAUCGCGAUAGAAAGAGCUUGUUGGAAGGCUACAGUGGUCACUAGAGGUUUCUUCUUUUCCUUCUUCUUCUCAAGUUUUUUCGUCGUUUUGCGGUUAGUUGUCUGCGGUCGCACGGCAGCUUGCUGGCUCAAGCUUCAAACAUGCUUCGUAAAAGGGGACUUCACUCACAGAUACUCUUGUUCCUUGGCCAUUGUAGCUUCAUAAGAAAUAACAUUCAACUAGCGGUGAUAAACAAAAGGAAAGAACGCCUCGCGAAAUUAAAAAAUAUAACUUUUAAUUAACUUGACGUUUCGUAUGCUUCAACAAAGAUGCAUUUUAAAGCUUAAAGACGAAGAGAUAUUUUCCAUGAAUAAUCGUUUUAAUUAUAUCAAUUCACAAUAUUUUCAACCUCACUUCCGCGGUUAGAAUUUCUUUAAAACGAUUGCCUGUUUCUUGGCAGUUUUACGAUAUGAAUGGAUGUUCUUGUACUUUCAAAUAUGCCUCAAGUGCAAAAAACAUUUACCAUUCGUCGAGUGUUUUUUUGUUUUGGCGCAUUCUUGCAGUAAUUCGACUAUUUUUAAACCUUUUUUUCCAUCUCUCCUUGCCAAACAGAUAAAAAGCCACGCCAAUGUCUUGCGCAACGUCAAUCGUGGAUAAUUUUUCCAUUAUUUAGAAGAUAACACUAAACACUUAAUUUUUUGGCUCUGUAACAUGAAACAGUUAAAUUUUAGGCAUUUUAACACCACUAGUAAAAAAUUCACUGUAACGGUAAAUUUUUUCCAAAAAGAAACAAAAACGGCCCAAAAAAGGCCAAUAUUAUUUUGUUUAGUAUAUCAAGGAGUUUUCGACCAUUUUGCGACAAUUCCGGAUUAUUUCAGAAGAUUUCCGAAGACUACCAAGGAUGUCCGAAGAUUGCCGAAGAUGUCUAAAGACAACCGAAGAUUUCCGAGGAGAAAUCCGAAAAUUUUCCAAAAGCAGAUAAGAUUUGACAAUGCUGAAAGACUAUGGUGUUUCUUUUUCACGAAAAAUCCGCCAAACAUUUAACACUAUUUUCUCCGUAAACAGUAAACACUAAAGAAUUGGCCAAAUAACACUAAACACUAAACCCUAUUCAGGCCCUCCUAUUGACGCCAGUGGUGACGUCAAACCACCCCGUUUAUACGACCACCUACCACCAAAUGUUUUCCAAAAAGAAACAAAAACAGCUAAAAACAGGCCAAUAUUAUUUUGUUUAGUAUAUCAAAGAGUUUUCGGCCAUUUUGCGACAAUUCCCCAUUAUUUCAGAAGAUUUCCGGAGACUACCGAAGACCCCCGAAGACAACCAAGGAUGUCCGAAGAUUGCCGAAGAUGUCUAAGAACAACCGAAGAUUUCCGAGGAGAAAUCCGAAAAUUUUCCAAAAGCAGAUAAGAUUUGACAAUGCUAAAAGACUAUGGUGUUUCUUUCUCACGAAAAACCCGCCAAACACUUAACACUAUUAUCUCCGUAAACAGUAAACACUAAAGAAUUGACCAAAUAACACUAAACACUAAACCCCACUGAGGCCCACCUAUUGACGUCAGUGGUGACGUCAAACCAUCCCGUUUAUACGACCACCUAGGUAUUACAACCAUAUUCUUUCGAACCAAAACGAAAACAUCACUGAGUCAUCUUGUUAUUUUAAAAACACUGUUAAUGCGAGCACCUCGUUAUUACGACCAGGAUUUUACAGCCCAACGGUGGUCGCAUUAAAGGAGUUCCACUGCAUUAUUCCACGAUUAACGCCAGUCACUGUCGUCAGUAUAGCACGUAGAAUAAAGUUGAACCUUGCCAUAACGGCCACCUUGGAGACAGAAGAAAGUGGCCGCUGCAGAGAGGUUUAAAUAAUAUGGACUGUCGGCCAAAAAAGUGACCGUUGCAGAAAGCUGGCCAUUGUGGAGAGGUGGACGUUAGUGGAGCAUAUGUUCGGCUGUGAUAGCAAACAUCUUCCAAAUUUGGACAGCACAAGACGCAGAUCAGUUUGCUCAAUCAGGCCCUACUGACCUAAUUCCUUUCACAUAAGCUAAAUUAAUUAAUCUAAAUCACAAAAUACUUUUUCGUAAUUCGCCCAUGCUCCAUUACGUAAUGUAAUAACUCCUACUCUCUUUCGCUCUCUAGGUGAAAGACUGACGAUGAGGACCGUCUUUAAAGUUUUCGCAGCUUUUGCGUCCGUUUUUGGAAUAUGUGGGGUAGCCCUCAACUUUCUCGUUUGCUUUGUGUAUUUCACAAAUACCAGGCUCUUAGAUGCUCCCAACGUCUUCAUUCUCAACAUUACGCUUAGCAACCUGUUUUACUCAUUGGUAGCGCUUCCACUGCUAGUGGCAGCCAACGCACGAGGCGAGUGGCUGUUUGGAGACGCAGGUUGCACCGCGUAUGGUUUCCUCACCACCUUUUUUGGUCUCGGAUCCAUGAUGAAUCUGGUCGGGGCCGCGUGCGAACGUUGCAUCACAUUUUACAAGCUGCACAAAACUGGUACCGCUCAGGUCAGCCGAAGGAAAGCUCUGCUUCUCUCCUCAGUUCUCUGGUGUUACUCAUUCGUCUGGAGCUUUUUCCCUAUCCUUGGUUGGUCAAGCUAUGUAAAAGAAGGAGUUGGAACGAGCUGCUCCAUUGAUUGGGAGUCGAGAGAGGCUGGUAAUGUCUCAUACGCCGUGUGCUUGAUCCUGGCGUGCUUUGUCGUACCAGUUGCUGCGAUCAUCUUCUGUUUGUACAAGUCGUACACAACUCUUGGCAAGUUAGGUGAGCAAGCACGUGAGCAGUGGGGAGAAAAGUCCACUGUUACUCAAGAAACUGUCGCAGCUGAGACCAAAAUGGCGUGGAUAGGGGUUGUCAUGACAACCGGUUUUCUGUUCGCUUGGACGCCGUACACCAUCGCCUCGAUUAUAGCCAUGUACGACCCUGGUCUGGUCAGCGACAUCGGCGCGUCGAUUCCAGCGUACAUCGCAAAAUCGUCUGCGUGCUACAAUCCAUUUAUUUGCAUGUUUAUGCAUAAGAAGCUGCGAAAGGCUACUAAAAAUGCGCUUCGUUGUGGGAAGAAACAAGUUCAUCUUUCU
Messenger RNA from Porites lobata, 7464 nucleotides. NCBI's taxonomy places the organism in Eukaryota, Metazoa, Cnidaria, Anthozoa, Scleractinia, Poritidae. The record is from the annotation of a GenBank genome assembly.